Messenger RNA from Rhagoletis zephyria (snowberry fruit fly), 690 nucleotides. The record is from RefSeq and is a predicted model, not a curated record. Lineage: Eukaryota; Metazoa; Arthropoda; Insecta; Diptera; Tephritidae.
AUGAAUGAGAACGGCCACGAUUACGACUACCUGAUCAAAUUCCUCGCUUUGGGCGAUUCAGGAGUGGGCAAAACGAGCUUCUUCUAUCAGUUCACCGAUGGCACGUUCAACUCCAAGUUCAUCUCUACAGUGGGAAUCGAUUUCCGAGAGAAGCGACUCGUCUAUCGUUCCACUCACAAUGGUCUCCUCGGACGAAGUCAGCGAGUGCACUUGCAGCUGUGGGACACUGCAGGCCAGGAAAGAUUUCGCUCGCUUACUACCGCAUUUUUUCGCGACGCCAUGGGAUUUCUCAUUCUCUUUGACCUCACCAGUGAAAAGUCCUUUCUGAACAUUCGUAAUUGGCUGGAGCAGCUGCGCACCCACGCCUACAGUUCCAGUCCGGAGAUUGUCCUGUGCGGCAACAAGGUGGACCUCUUUGAUAAGCGCGUCAUCUCGGAGGAGCGCGCCAGACUGGAGGCGGAGAAAUACGGGUUCCCGUACUUUGAGACGAGUGCAGCCACCGGUCAGAAUGUGGCCAAGGCGGUGGAGACGCUGCUGGACAUGGUCAUGAAUCGAAUGCAGCAGGUGAUGGACGGUGAGGGACCGAUGGCACUGCACAAUGGGGACACCCUCAAACUGGGCUUCGACGAGAACGAUUCCGGUUCUGGUGGUGGUGCCGGGAGCGGGUACCUGUCGAGGUGUGGCUGCUAG